This is a messenger RNA of Lentinula edodes (shiitake mushroom), 1710 nucleotides long. RefSeq names its product Mif2/CENP-C like-domain-containing protein. The transcript has 6 exons. The coding region runs from base 1 to 1710 and encodes 569 amino acids. Gene Ontology annotation, biological process: attachment of mitotic spindle microtubules to kinetochore; spindle attachment to meiosis I kinetochore; kinetochore assembly. The record is from RefSeq and is a predicted model, not a curated record. Lineage: Eukaryota; Fungi; Basidiomycota; Agaricomycetes; Agaricales; Omphalotaceae. Gene Ontology annotation, molecular function: centromeric DNA binding. Gene Ontology annotation, cellular component: kinetochore.
AUGCCAGAAACACGACCUCGUCAGAGCAGCAUUGGCUCUAGACGCCGACCUCCGAAGGCGCAUAUACCCUACAGAGGUGAUUCCCUCGAAGUUACGAGGAAAACCGGCGUCAAGGUCGCGCACGACCCAGAUUCAGAUGGCUUCGAAACAUACGAGCAUUUCGCUCAGCAAGCAGAUAAAAUCACACCAUAUAAGAUCAAAGAUUCGAAGAAGAAGAAGAAAGGCAUUUCUCCGGACCCAGAGCCCCAAGAGGAGGAGGGUGACUCUGACAUGGAAAUCGACAGCCCAAUCCACUACAUAGCCAACUCCAGACAACCCAGCUCCCCCAUUUCCAGACGAACGAACUCGAUGUCUCGACCCGUGGCACGAAACUCUGCCAAUCAGUUUGACGAUGUACCAUCACCUCACACCCGUUCGCAUAACAAGUUACGCCACAGCAAUAUUAGUGCUGGACGCUCUCGUCUCUCUCAGCGAGUCAUGGUCAACGACGAUGAUCCAAUAUCGACCACAACACAUGGCACAAAUGGUUUCGCAGAUAUGUCCCUCGAUAUUGGGUUCCCCGACGAUUUAUCUAUAUCACACCGAAGCUUCACCGAAUUGGAUCGAGAUGCUAUGGAAGAUGAUGAAAUGGAUGGCGUUGUGGACGAACUACCCAUUCCAUCGCCCAAGCGCAAGAAGGGGAACCCUCCCUCGUCAGAUGACCCUCCUGCUCAGUCUCCUAAGCGAAAACGAGGGCAGGCUAUCGAGCGAACAACAUCCCCUGAAGAGCCACCACCAAGGACACAGACGCCUGACGCUGAGGAUGAGAUUCAACAGCAACUUGAAGAUCUCACCAACGGUAAUGAGUCUAUCGGUGAACAAGAAGAAGUCCAGGAGGACGAAGAAGAAGAAGCGGUUGCAUCGAAGAAGUCCAGGAUGGAUAAAGGGAAAGAGAAGCAGAAGGAGAAGGGACAAGCAAGGAAGAAGGAAACUCAUCGCGAAGGUGUGCGCCGCAGUCAACGAAGACCUAUCAGACCACUCGAGUGGUGGAGAAACGAGAAAUAUGUGUAUGAACGGCCUACGCAUGGCACCAUCCUUGUACCUCACAUUAAAGAAAUCAUUCGAAUACCGGAGGAACCGAAGGAGCCUUUAGGCAAACACCAUAAGCGGAAGCGCGGUAGAAGUAAGACCGUUCAACCUGCGGAUGACCCCGAAGAAGGUUGGGAUGAUGAUACAAAUGCUGUAGUCAGUGUGAUUGAUUGGAAGACGAAAGAACCUAAGGACAAACGAAUAAUCUGUCUUGCCAAGGAUAUCAAACCUCAUCGCGCUGCCAACAGCGAAUGGGCAUACCAACGGAUUUUCGGCGACGACAAUUUCACAGCUUCUGGUCACCUAACCAUCCCAGUGCACGGAAGAAAACCGACUAAGACUACCAAAGAUAACACCUAUACCUUUUAUCUUAUUCAAGGCGCCAUCAAUCUGAAAAUACACGAGACGAGUAGCAUUUUGUGUACUGGUGCUCAGUUCAUGGUCCCUCGAGGAAACACAUAUUUCAUCGAGAACAUCGGCGAUCGCGAGGCGAAGCUUUUUUUCGCGCAGGCUCGCCAAGAGCCAACAGCUGAAAACCCCGAGUCUCCACGCAAGCCAAACACUCUGCCGCGUACCUCAAGUGUUGCGGGAUUGUCAAAGACUCCUCCGGCGACCAAGAGAGCUACUACAACUGGGGUUUGA